Messenger RNA from Eremothecium cymbalariae DBVPG#7215, 792 nucleotides. RefSeq names its product ubiquitin-protein ligase peroxin 2 (gene PEX2). Gene Ontology annotation, biological process: protein import into peroxisome matrix. The record is from RefSeq and is a predicted model, not a curated record. Gene Ontology annotation, cellular component: peroxisomal membrane. The coding region runs from base 1 to 792 and encodes 263 amino acids. NCBI's taxonomy places the organism in Eukaryota, Fungi, Ascomycota, Saccharomycetes, Saccharomycetales, Saccharomycetaceae. The transcript has a single exon. Gene Ontology annotation, molecular function: zinc ion binding.
AUGUCCCGUGUUGCACAGCUGGAUUCACUGGCUUUAGAUUCAGAGUUACAUCAGAGUAUAUGGGCGGAAUUCCAAUCAGAGUUUAAACCAAUCAAAUAUGUUGAUGAAUGGCAGUUACUACUUCACACACUAGUCUACCAUGUUUCAACACACGCUAGUGCUUCCGGUGUAAGCACUUAUGGUUCACAGUUAAGUGGCGUAACGUACCGUACAAGAAAAUCUACACUAUUCCUAGUCACUAUACUUAUACGAUAUCUGCAUAAGAAAUUGUCAGCAUAUUUGCUUAGCGAGGAUACAUCAAUGAAAUGGUAUAAAGUGUUUGCCAAAUGGUAUCAUUGUUACGAUUUGGUAAAUUUCCUGAGCUUUCUAUCCAAGCCCAUGUUUCUUUCACCAAUGCAUAGGUUGUUGAACAUAAAAUGUUUCAGGGCGCUUGAUGACCCCAAUUUUUAUACAUCCACAGUAUACUCUGGAUUAGAGUUCCAAAAUAGACAAUUGAUGUGGAAUGCUAUCCUUGAACUACUAAAUGGUAACUUUCUCAAUUUGAGCUACUUCUCUAAAAGCAAACUCAUUAAAAAUGAAACACCAACCCAGCCAAACCAAUGUGCUAGAUGCAAGGAACUCCCCUCAAAUCCAUAUGUAACAUCCUGCUGUAAUGCAGCAUAUUGCUAUGUUUGUGUGCUGGUAAAUUUGGAUAUCAAAUUCUGUAGUAAUUGUGGCAUGAAAGCUGCGAUGACAGCAACACCCCUUUAUAAACCUUUAACUGGCAGCGCUAAGAUAGCAGAGAGUUUAUAA